Messenger RNA from Helianthus annuus (common sunflower), 1886 nucleotides. RefSeq names its product transcription factor bHLH62. Gene Ontology annotation, biological process: regulation of DNA-templated transcription. Gene Ontology annotation, molecular function: DNA-binding transcription factor activity; protein dimerization activity. The record is from RefSeq and is a predicted model, not a curated record. The transcript has 8 exons. Gene Ontology annotation, cellular component: nucleus. Bases 238 to 1560 code for a protein of 440 amino acids. Lineage: Eukaryota; Viridiplantae; Streptophyta; Magnoliopsida; Asterales; Asteraceae.
UAUGUUAUUUAUCACCUAUCUUCAACUCACAACUGCCCUCUCUCUCACACACACACACAUCCCCUUUAUCUUUCACACACUUUGAAUUCCAUUUCCAUAAACCAGAAAAGACUUAUCAAUUCUCCUAAAGCUCCCCCCAAUCUUUCUUACCCAAUUCUUAAAAAACAAGACACCCAUUUACAAACACUACCCCAUUUGGUACUACUUCACUUCACUUCACUUCACUUCACUUCAAUUAUGGAAACCAGUGAAGGAACCGGAAUCCCCCAGCCCUGGAAUCCCAUCUUUGGAAUGGGAAUUCAAACCAAUGAACUCAAUCAACCCUUUUUUAACUCCAAUUCUAUGGACCAAAGGGAGCUUUUUGAGUCUGCUUUGAGUUCACUUGUUUCAUCUCCAGUCAAUUCCCAUUCCCAUUCCCAUUCCGGAGUUCCAAUUCCAGGGAAUGGGAAUGAUAGCAUUGUUUUAAGGGAAUUGAUUGGUAGACUUGGAAGCAUAUGCAAUUCCAGUGAGAUUGGAAACAACAAUAGUGCCACUAAUUCCUGCUACAACACUCCUUUGAACUCACCACCAAAGCUUAAUCUUUCAAUAACAGAUCACAAGAUUCAAGAAUAUUAUCCUAUUCCAGGGAAUCACCAAUUACCAUUCCAUUCAGAUCCUGGAUUUGUUGAAAGAGCUGCAAAGUUCUCAACUUUUUGUGGCAAGAAUCAAUUUUCAAGAGUCCCAGAUGAAAACAAGAAGAUAGGUGGUGAUCAUUUGGAGGAACCAUCAGUAUCUGAAACUGAAACAAAAGGACAGAGUAAUAAUAAUAAUAAUAAUAAUAAUAAUAGUAAUGGUAGAAAGAGAAAGGGGAUUCCAAAAGGAAAGGGAAAAGAAGCACAAUCUAGUACAAUCUCUGCUAAAGAUGACAAGGUUGUGGCAGAAGCAGAAAAAGAGGAAUCAGAUGCAAAAAGAAGCAAGUCAAAUGAAAAGUCAACGGAACCACCAAAAGAUUACAUUCAUGUUAGAGCCAGAAGGGGUCAAGCUACUGACAGCCAUAGUCUUGCAGAAAGAGUCAGGAGAGAGAAAAUAAGUGAGAGGAUGAAGUUUCUGCAAGAUCUUGUUCCAGGAUGUAAUAAGGUCACUGGAAAAGCUGUUAUGCUUGAUGAGAUUAUAAACUAUGUACAGUCAUUGCAGAGACAAGUUGAGUUUUUGUCUAUGAAAUUGGCCACUGUUAAUCCCAGGAUGGAUGUGAGCAUGGAAGCACUUUUAUCUAAAGAUAUGUUUCGGCCUCUUAUUUCUGUGCCCAACAAUGUGAACCCGUUUGAUGCCUCGGUACAACCACUCCCAUACGGAUUUCAAUCCCAAAUAAAUGGUAUGGUUCCUGGUGGGCCCGAGAAUCAACUUUCCAUGAACCCGUUGAUGGCGGCAAUGCAGCGCAACUCGAUCAUGAAACUACCUCACAUUGAUGGUUUUGCUGAGGCUUCAACAUUCUGGGAAAAUGACCUUCAAAGUGUUGUAAAGAUGGCAAUAGGCCAGGAUCAGCCUCAAGGCUUUCAUGGUCAAAUGAAAGUUGAGCAAUAAUACAGAAUCACUUGACAUAUAUGAUGGAUUUUUAAAGAGAUGCAUAUGUAAUUCUGUAUAGAGAGAGAGAUAGAAGACACAAUGAUGGCUUCUUCAAAAACACUGAUUGUAUAAUUUUAGACUAAUAUCGAUCAAGAAUCCGGUGGCAGAGAGGCCGAGGCGAUGGAAAGUUACAAAGUUAGUUACUAGUAAUAUGUUGUAACAUUUUAAGGAAAAUAUUGUAGGGGUUGAUGAGAGAAAAAAGAAAGCUUUUACUUCAACCUUUUUUUUUUCUUCAUAUUUUCGUACCGUUUUGAUAAUUUUUAAUCAUUAAUUUUCUUGAUUCA